Molecule: messenger RNA, 3011 nt
Organism: Xiphias gladius (swordfish)
Lineage: Eukaryota; Metazoa; Chordata; Actinopteri; Istiophoriformes; Xiphiidae
Product: zinc finger protein 93
Exons: 8
Coding region: 87-2513 (808 amino acids)
Biological process (GO): regulation of transcription by RNA polymerase II
Molecular function (GO): DNA-binding transcription factor activity; RNA polymerase II cis-regulatory region sequence-specific DNA binding
Source: RefSeq, a predicted model, not a curated record
GGAGGGAGGGGGGGGCGGGGGCGCCUUCCGACUGAAGCAUCUUGCCCGUGCGCGUCUCGUGUGUCACAGAAAACCCCCCCUUUAGCAUGUCGGCGGUCUUCUCCUUCCAGACGCAGCUCGUCUCCAUCAUGGACGCGCUGUCCAAGACAGCCGUGAUGGAAAUAGGCAAACUGGUGGAGAUCGAGUCGAAGAUGCUGAAAAUAGAGAUAACUCGCGGGCGGAACGAGAUCGCCUCGCUCACGGAGAAACUGCAGCUGAUGGAGAAAUUGCUUUACAUCGCGCAGGGGGGCAGACGGGACGCAGCGGCGGCAGCUUGCUCAGUGGUAAGGGACGGUUCAGGAAACAGAAUAGUGGAGCCUGACAGGACAAGACCUGCCAUUAAAAGCGAGAGCUCAUGGGAGAGCAUAAGUUCCUCCGCUGAGAUGGGCAGUUUGCAUCAAGGUGAAGAGCGAGCUGCGGCUGAACUUCCAAACCCACUGAAAGAGCAGCCUGACCUUAUUGUGGUGAAGGAGGAGCCAUCCGAGGUGGACACCGGAGACAAUGAACAAGAUAGGACAAGUGAAAACAGGAGGGAAGCGGCAACUGACCCUCAGAAGAGUUCAGAGGUGAUGCAGCCUCCCAAACCCAUCGCAGAACGUCAGCAGCCCAUGUUCACCGACGGCUUUGUGACCCUGAGCGCCCAGUCGUCUCUCGCUGGGCCAGGGAGGAGAGAAACACAGUGGAAUCCGCAGCUCGCACCUGCACACACAAACCCAGAGGCUGGGAAAAGCAUUGCUCAAUAUGUUGCCUCCCAAAGCUUAAGUGUGCUCAGAAAUAUGAAGCUUCACAACUUGAGGAACUCGGCCGCAAAGAGGUUUGGCUGCUUGCAGUGCGGCAAGAGCUUCAGGUGUUUCAGUCAGCUUGAAAUACACCAGAGGAGUCACACAGGAGAGAAACCUUUCAGGUGCACGCUGUGCGGAAAGAGAUACGCACAAAAAGGGCAUCUGUAUACACACCAGCGCACACACACUGGGGAGAAGCCAUAUCGCUGUCCUAUUUGUGGAAAGGGCUUUAUUCAGAAAUGCACUCUUGAUAUGCAUCAGCGUACACACACCGGAGAAAAACCUUUUGUUUGUAUCAAAUGUGGCAAGGGUUUCACAAAGAACUGCAAUCUGAAAAAACACCUCGCAGUACAUUUAGACCCUAUUGUGAACAUGUAUGGUGGUGAUUCUGGUGCACCAACAUUCAGCGGGACAUUCAUCAACGGAACGUGCUCCUCGUCAAUGUCGGCACGCGAGGAUAGAGGUUUCCCACAAUCCCUUGCGACACAGCUAUACCUCAUAUUUGAUAAAGGAGCAACGUUGCUUCGCCGGGAGUUUUGCCGAAAUUUCGUAAUAUUCAGCCUCCCUGUCGAAAUGAUGUGCGACACCACAAACCAGAGUUUUCGGACGCAGUUAGCCGCUAUCCUGGACAAACUAACGAAGGCGGCUUUGGUUGAAAUAGGCAACCUGGCUGAUGAGUGUUCCUCCGUCCUUCACACAGAGAUAUCCCUGCAGAAGACGGAGAACGAGGCGCUGAAGAAGCGGUGUUACUCACUGGAGGUCCAGCUGAGAGCUGCGAGGGAGGCACAGACCUAUCCCGCACAUGUCAACAGUGGCAGCCGCCGGCACCCCGCAGAACAGCAGCAUCUUGCUCCAGCCAUCGAUGGAGUUUUUGGAAAGGACUGGUGUAUGGACCUUUGGAGAGAAGAGAAACUCCCCUCUCAUGGAAAAGAAACAAUGGAUCCUGCUGCUAUGACAAGCAUGGGCGUACCGGCCAUAGACUUGAUGGAGAGAGAACCUGAUCUCAUCUUUGUCAAGGAGGAGGCAUAUGAUGAUCAUCCCAUUGGCCAGCAGAUGACUUUCACAGAUAACAGAAAAAUUGUUGGAAUUUAUGAGGAGGACAGAAUGCUUCAUAGAUCUGUUGAUGAGCUGCAGCUUCACUCAGGGGAAUUAAACAACUUCCCCAUGACGGCUGACAGUCAAACACCACAACGCACACAGCCGACAAUUAUGGACAAGUUAAUAGACGAUGCAACAAUGAGCACUCUUGUUGACAAUACAAAUCUUCCUUCAGCCACCGCCGAAUACUCUGACUAUACAAACGAUAUCCACAUGAAUACAACCAAAGAACUCACUAUUCUUCCAAAGCCUGUGAAGCCAACAAAACGGUUUGAGUGCUUAUUCUGUGGGAAGAUAUUCAACUAUUUGAGCAGUUUAAAAGUCCACAUCAGGCGACACUCCGGUGAGAAGCCGUUCAGCUGCACAGUUUGCGGGAAGCGGUUUGCUCAGAAAACGUACCUGAAACUGCACCAGCGUGUGCACUCGGGGGAGAAGCCGUACAGCUGUCCAGACUGUGGCAAAAGUUUUUCCCAGAAAAGCUCUCUGAACAUACAUCUUCGCACACACACUGGUGAAAAGCCUUAUAGCUGUAUGGAUUGUGGGAAAUGUUAUGCAUACAAGUAUGGUUUAACUCACCACCAGUGUUUCACUUGACUAGUCACCCAACCACAUGGAGAACUGGGUUAUUGGUAAGAAGUCUAACUGUAACUAGAAGUGCUUUCUCUGUUGAGUAGCUCAACAUGUACCAAUAUGUCUUUAGGGAGCUCAGAUUUGGAUGAAAAUGUAGAUUUGAAAUACCCCUUCUAAAACAAAGAAAAGCACAUUUAUAGCCCAUACGGUUAACAGUGUUGCUGUAAAACCUUAGCUUCAUUGGUGUUUGUUUUUUUUUAUUUUUUUUUUAGUUUUAUUUUCAGGAAAAAUGCUGAGGGUGCAGAGAAUAUCUGUCCCUUUCUUGCGUACCAUUUGAUUGGGUGGGAUUCCAUUUACUUGACUGGUCAGGGGGGUCGUUGCCAAAAUAUUAGGUUUCCCUCAGCAAGCCUUUGAAGUCAGUUUUACCUUACACUUAAUAAGGAAAGCGUCAUAGAUGAGAUGAGACAUUCACUGAUUCAAACUAUGACAAAAAAUAUUUUCCGUUUUAUUCAUGCUUGGUGU